UAAACCUGGGUCUUUUCAUGAUCUCCGGGACUGGAAUACAACACUGUAUCGUAGCCUUGUGGAACUUUUAGAAUACGAAGGUGAAGAUAUGGAAGACGUCUUCAUGCAGACUUUCAGAGUUGGUUACCAGGAUGUCUUUGGUACCAGUCUUACUCAUGACCUGAAAGCGGAUGGAGGAAACAUUUUUGUUAACCAGUCAAGCAAACAUGAAUUUGUAGAACUUUAUGCUGACUUCUUGUUGAACAAGAUGGUUGAGCGACAGUUUCGAGCGUUUAGGCGGGGCUUCAACAUGGUUACAGAUGACUCUCCUCUGGCAAAUCUUUUUAGACCAGAAGAAUUAGAGCUUCUGGUUUGUGGGUCACAGCAUUAUGAUUUCUUGGAGCUGAUGAAAUCUGCAGAAUAUGAUGGAGGCUACAGCAGUGAGACUGCAAUUGUGCAAGCCUUUUGGGAAUUGGUUCAUGACAUGAGUACUGAAGAUAAAAAGAAGUUGCUACAAUUCACUACAGGGUCAGCAAGAGUGCCAGUUGGAGGCCUGGCAAGACUAAAGCUCAUCAUUGCUCGCAACGGACCCGACUGCGACAGGCUACCAACUGCCCACACCUGCUUCAAUGUUCUACUCCUACCUGAAUAUUCUAGUAAAGAAAAACUCAAGGAUCGCCUCUAUAAAGCCAUCAAGUACUCUCAGGGCUUUGGUAUGCUCUGAGCAAUCUGCAGAUUCAGGUAAGCUUGUGGCCUUGAGAAUAUGUAGCGAGUUAAAGUGAGACAUCAUGGGCUAUCUGCAGUGCCUGGGCUAUGGAAGACCAUCAGCAAUUGGAGUGUUGUUGGUGUCUUUACUUGCUACUUAAAAAAAAAAAGUUAUCCUAAUUGGCUUCAAUCUGUAGAUGUAAUUUUGAUAAUAGUCUUCACAAAUUUUCUUUCUGUAGGCAGAUAUUCAUUAUUCAAAGAUGUUUCUCUUUUUAUCAUCAUCAGAAGGCUUUCCUCAUCAAAGGUCUCAAAUCUUGUGUACAGUAUUAGAUUUUUAGGGUCCCAGAAAAUUGGAUUUCUAAUGAUUCAUAUCAUAAAAGCUUCAUCAUAUUGUAAUGGAUAGACGUGAAGGAACUUUUAGAAUGCCCAGUACUGUUUACUGGUCUUGUACUAAUUUCAGAGUUUCAGACUAUUUUCCCAGUUGAGAAAUUUAUGUAGAAAUUUGGUCAAUAUUUUAUCAUAGUGCCUGUUAAAAAAUGCUAAUUUUUAUGUAAAAGAAAUGAAUAAGAAUGAGUUAUUAAUUCUUCAAGUUCAGUUAAAAAAUCACCAUAUGAAUUUUAUUUAACUUUUAAUCAUUCACAAAAUCAAACAAGCUGGAUAUUUGGGUAUACUUCAAACCAGCUUCCAUUAUAUCAGUGCAUCAAAUGGUCAUAUGAUACACAUUUUUAAAAAGCCUUACUUCAUGCUGUUGCUUUUCUUUAAGAUCUGUCAAGUGCUGUCUGUGAGAAGAUUGAUGCUGUGUGACACAAGGUUAGAUAUUAUAUCAGUGU
Messenger RNA from Penaeus monodon (black tiger shrimp), 1514 nucleotides. It is a transcript of the gene Ube3a, whose product is annotated as ubiquitin-protein ligase E3A-like. NCBI's taxonomy places the organism in Eukaryota, Metazoa, Arthropoda, Malacostraca, Decapoda, Penaeidae. Gene Ontology annotation, biological process: protein polyubiquitination. The record is from RefSeq and is a predicted model, not a curated record. Gene Ontology annotation, molecular function: ubiquitin protein ligase activity.